Messenger RNA from Entrophospora candida, 154 nucleotides. The record is from the annotation of a GenBank genome assembly. NCBI's taxonomy places the organism in Eukaryota, Fungi, Glomeromycota, Glomeromycetes, Entrophosporales, Entrophosporaceae.
CAAAUCCAAACCCUGGGAUUAUAUCAGUUGCAGUAAUAUCACCAAGAACAGAUCAUCCUUCAAGAGCACCAUAUAUUGGUCAUUGGGCUGUAGGUGUGACUUUUGAUGCAGUACAAUGGCACAAAAUGCAAUGGAAUGAGCACAUUAUUCUUGG